Drosophila innubila is the source of this 2712-nucleotide messenger RNA. RefSeq names its product protein inturned (gene in). Bases 1 to 2637 code for a protein of 878 amino acids. NCBI's taxonomy places the organism in Eukaryota, Metazoa, Arthropoda, Insecta, Diptera, Drosophilidae. The record is from RefSeq and is a predicted model, not a curated record. Gene Ontology annotation, cellular component: cytoplasm; cilium. The transcript has a single exon. Gene Ontology annotation, biological process: nervous system development; cilium assembly; establishment of planar polarity.
AUGCGCAAGUCACAGGGUAUAUCAUUAGCCACAGCCAAUGAUCGACGACUUGGCUUGGACGCCUCGGAGACGUAUUCAACAUCGAGUUCCUCGCUGAACAGCUCUUUCAGUGAUGGCAGCGACCUGGUCAACUGGGAGGAGUACGUGGCCGAAGAUGGCAGUCUCUUCUAUGCCGAAUACCAAGUGUCCAGUGUCAAGCCAAAUGCGACUGAUCGACGUGGAGAAGUCUUGCGACGCUCACUGCGUCUGGGAAAGAAGACAACAAGACGACAACAACAACAACAGCAACAGCAACAGAAUAGAGGCCAACAGGGCAAACACAAUGGCAACCAAUACAUGAGCAGCAACAACAACGAAUCAGAGAGCAACAACACCAACAACGACAACAACAACGGGUUUAGAUUCGCAGACAUCAAGAAUUCACACGCAGACGGCGAGAAUCUGAAACAAUUGGAGUUGGUUAUAACGGCCACAGAUCGCUUCCGGUUUGGUAGACGCUCCACCGCAGUGGAGUCCAUACUGGGCUUCCGUGUGCUCCCCUAUCCGGAUCAGCCCGAGUGUCUGAUGGUGGACAGCUUUGUGCAUGACAUUAGCGUGAUGACGCACAGCAUCAAGCGGGGAGAUUGGUUCAAGUCCCUGAAUGGCAUCGAAUUGUAUGCCAGCAAUUUGGAUGAGCUGCUGCAGCAGUUCCUGGAACCGACCCAGGUUUGUCUGUGCUUUCAAGGCACCAGCACUGCCGAUCCCCCCACCUCGGGCACCCAUGAAUCUUUGGGCCAAUCGUCAAGUGGCAGCCAGGGGCAGCAAGUUAGCAAGUUGCUCAGCUUCGCCAUGUUUGCUGAGCAUUUUGAGCAGCUGUUGCCGCCGGCAAUCGUGAUCCCGGAUACCCUGACCCCAUUUGGAAUGCUCCUCCUGCCACCGGAGUGCUAUCAGCAUGACCAGCACAAGGACUCGCUCUAUUACUAUCCGGAGAGCCCUUUAACCAAUUUCCUGUACAAGGCUCGAGGCAGCUUCCUCACCCUCUCCUCAGUGCUCAAUGAGCUGCAGACUGAGCCGUUGACCUCGCGUCUCCUGGUGGAGCAGGUCCCCUACUUUGUCAAUUAUCGCCGGUUGAAUGGAUUCCUCGUGUUGUUCGCCUAUGCAGCGAGAUUGUACAGCUCCGCCGAAUGCAGCUUGAGAUCGGACGAGCUCAUUGGCUACAUUCGAUUCUCGCUGCCGGGUCUGAAUCUGGACAACUUCUCCAGCUCCAGCUCGAACGGAUUGCGCCUCUUCCUGCGUCACUUUUGUGGCAUUCAACGAUCGCGCCUCUUGGCCCAUCCUCGUGGAGAGGUGCAGUUCGAGCAGCUGCUUCAGCAGUCCCGGAAUCUUCCAUUGCCCAAGGAGGCGCAACUGCGCAUCUUUGACGCCCUCAGCGAAAUGGAGGCCAUGGAUUACCGCAACUGGAACGACGAGCCGUUGACCACACACCGGGAGUUCUUCAUCUAUGGCUGUGCUCUGUACUACGACAACUUCCUCCUGGCCAGCCUGCUGCCCGCCGAGGUGCGCUCCAAUGUGGAGCUCUUUCUACGCUGUCGCGGCAUCUUCGACUUCAUUGGAGCUGCUCCCAGUGUCCGGGUGCGUGAGAUGUACGUGUGGGAGGAGAUUGUCCUGGCCAAUGCCACCGGUCGCUACUUUCUCACCGUCUGCUCCCGCAGCCACUUGAUCCUCACCGUCAUCCUGAAGAUGUAUGUCGAUGCCCCCGAAAUGGAGGCAUAUGGCUCGGUGCCUCCUUCGUUGUUCUACAUCGAGGAGAUACAGGAGACAUUGGAUCAUCUUAUUCAGUGCGGUAUUGAAUCUCUGGCCAAGUUCUGGUCCAUAUCGAACAAAAGGCCCGAGGUAUUGGAUCAGCUCAAGAUCGAGCAAUCCGGCGACGAACAGGAAUCCAGCAGUAAGCUGGAAUCUUUCCUUAAGCCAAAAUCCAACGUCUCUCAUUCCGCCUCCACCAACGAUGACGAGGCCCAAUUGUGCUCAUCCCUGGGCGGAUCAUCGAUACACAGCCUGACGCCCAGUGAGGAUGACAUGUCCCGACGGCGUCUGACUCCUGCCGAAGACUCCGACAGUGGCUCGGACUGGGAAAACUUUGCCGAGCAGCAUCCUCUGCAUUACGGCCUCAAUCUGAAUGCAGAGACCCAAAGCCAGAUAACUACAUCCCUGUGGAAGGAAAUCAAUAAUGUGGUGCCAGUUAAAAUAUCCGCCGGCUGGAAGAAUUCCGUGAUCCACUACGUGUACGUGGACAUGGCCAACGGCGUCCUCCUGUGUCCAUUUACCGCCACUCCGGAGAGUUUUCCAUACUUAUCCGAGAUGCGUAGAGCAUGUCAUAUGAUCCACCUGGUAUUGGAUCGCUCCAAGCAUCAUCGGCGACAACUGGCUGAAUCUUCUAGCGCCAUUGGACAUGGCAGCCACGACAUCACUAUGGUUAAGGAGCAUGGCAUUACCAUGGAAGUGGCAAAUGCCUCCAAGGAUCAGGCAGGUAUCCAAUUUGUGGUUGUCGGACGACUCUUCCAAUCUCCAACGAAGGAAGUAUUUGUGUGCCACCGUCCCGAGGUGCCACAAAAUAUGGUCGAAAUGGCAUUUAGACUGUCAUUCUUCUCAUUGGGAUAAAAACUGCAAUACGAGUACUUACCAUUAACCAAUUAGAUAGAUUAUUAAAUAUAAUAAAGUUUUAUCAAUUAUUUC